GUGGGCUAAAAUAUUGGCACCACGUGGGCCUAAUGCGGGCUAAAAUAUUGGCCCGAUGCACCUUUGCUAUUUUAAUAGGAAUUUAUUUAUAAUAUAUUGAUUACAAUUUAACUCGAUGCAUAAAUUUCAUAAUUUUACAAGCCUUCAAGGUGUUUAGGGAACGUGUUAACCAAAUGUAUCAUGCAUAUACACUGCAUAUACAUAUAUACACUGCAUAUACAUAUAUACACUGCAUAUACAUAUAUACACUGCAUAUACACAUACAUUCCUAAUAUUGAGUUGCACCCUCUUUUGCCAUCAGAACAGCCUCAAUUCAUCAGGUCAUGGACUCUACAAGGUGUUGAAAGCGUUCCACAGGGAUGCUGGCCCAUGUUGGCUGGAUGUACUUUGAGUGGCGGACCAUUCUUGAUACACACGGGAAUCUGUUGAGCUUUUAAAACCCCACAGCGUUGCAGUUCUUGACAGACUCAAACCGUGUGCGCCUGGCACCUACUGUACUACCAUACCCCGUUCAAAGGCACUUCAAUAUUUUUGUCUCUCCCAUUCACCCUAUGAAUGGCACACAUACACAAUCCCAUGCCUCAAUUGUCUCAAGGCUUAAAAAUAUUUAUUUAACCUGUCUCCUCCCCUUCAGAUACACUGAUUUGAAGUGGAUUAAACAAGUGACAUCAAUAAGGGAUCAUGGCUUUCACCUGGAUUCACCUGGUCAGUCUGUCAUGGAAAGAGCAGGUGUUCCUAAUGUUUUGUACACUUUUUUUUAACAAGAUGUGACAUGCACUUAUUUGAAGGGGAAAUCAACAGUUGAAACAAUGACAAAGCGAAACAAUAGUAAAUCCAAGGGGAUGUGGCCGGAGAAAUGUAAACAUUCUCAAAUUCAUGGACAGAGCUAUGGAUGGAAGGACUGACCAUCCAUGACAUCAACAUUAUAGUUUUAACCAUGUUUUGAGGCUAUACAGUGUUUGUUUGUAAACAAAGUAAAUAUAAACAAUCUUGUAUUUUGGGUUCUGAUGGGGUACGAAAGUUGAACUAAGCUCAUGAGGUAUUUAUAAGUUAUGUUCUUGAAGAAUCAAUGAGAACCUACAGUAGCGUUCAUUUAUAAGUCCAAACAUUGAGGUAGUAACUACAGAUUGCCCCUUUAGGAACUUUUUAAAGACUGCAUCAUUGACAGUGUACAAGAUCGAAAAACAUUGGCCAUCACACAACAGAACACAGACACUCAGUAAAAUAAAGAGAGUGUGAGAACUGUGUGCAAACCACACCCCAAAAUAUUAAAAUGAGCCCCCGCCUUUAGCUGGACUUGGUGUGGGCUAGCUCCUAUUGGGCUGGUGUGGGCUAGCCCCUAUUGGGUUGGUGUGGGCUAGCCCCUAUUGGGUUGGUGUGGGCUAGCCUGUGCUGGGCUUGGUGGGGCUAGCCUGGGCUGGGCUUGGUGUGGGCUAGCAUGUGCUGGGCUUGGUGUGGGCUAGCCUGUGCUGGGCUUGGUGUGGGCUAGCCUGGGCUGGGCUUGGUGUGGGCUAGCAUGGGCUGGGCUUGGUGUGGGCUAGCCUGUGCUGGGCUUGGUGGGGCUAGCCUGGGCUGGGCUUGGUGUGGGCUAGCAUGUGCUGGGCUUGGUGUGGGCUAGCCUGUGCUGGGCUGGCCCAUGUUGAGGUGGUGUGGGCUAGUCUGUGUGAAAGGUUGGUGUAGGCGAUCCCGUGUUGGGCUGAUGUGGGAUUGGUGUAAGCUAGCCUGUGUUGAGCUUUUUGUGGGCUAGCCCAAUGUUGGGCUGGUGUGGGCUAGUCCGUGCCCAUCUUGCCCACCAAAAAGCCACACGGGGCCAAUGGGGUCAUGUUUUCUGGGUAUCUUUCUCUUAGACUGCCCUUCUCUGUGUCAAGACUGCCCUUCUCUGUGUCAAGACUGCCCUUCUCUGUGUCAAGACUGCCCUUCUCUGUGUCAAGACUGCCCUUCUCUGUGUCAAGACUGCCCUUCUGUGUGUCAAGACUGCCCUAAUGUGUGUCAAGACUGCCCUUCUCUGUGUCAGGGAGACUCUCUGCCAAAGCUGACUCUCUCCUCUGUUCUCAUCCUUCUAGAUCUAUCUGCUGCCUUCGACACCGGGAACCAUCAGAUCCUCCUCUCCACCCUCUCAGGGCUGGACGUCUCAGGCUCUAUCAGAUCCUCCUCUCCACCCUCUCAGGGCUGGACGUCUCAGGCUCUAUCAGAUCCUCCUCUCCACCCUCUCAGGGCUGGACGUCUCAGGCUCUAUCAGAUCCUCCUCUCCACCCUCUCAGGGCUGGACGUCUCAGGCUCUAUCAGAUCCUCCUCUCCACCCUCUCAGGGCUGGGCGUCUCAGGCUCUAUCAGAUCCUCCUCUCCACCCUCUCAGGGCUGGACGUCUCAGGCUCUAUCAGAUCCUCCUCUCCACCCUCUCAGGGCUGGACGUCUCAGGCUCUAUCAGAUCCUCCUCUCCACCCUCUCAGGGCUGGACGUCUCAGGCUCUAUCAGAUCCUCCUCUCCACCCUCUCAGGGCUGGGUGUCUCAGGCUCUAUCAGAUCCUCCUCUCCACCCUCUCAGGGCUGGACGUCUCAGGCUCUAUCAGAUCCUCCUCUCCACCCUCUCAGGGCUGGACGUCUCAGGCUCUAUCAGAUCCUCCUCUCCACCCUCUCAGGGCUGGGUGUCUCAGGCUCUAUCAGAUCCUCCUCUCCACCCUCUCAGGGCUGGACGUCUCAGGCUCUGCACCCUCCUGGAUUGCAUGCUACUUGGCAGACCUCUCCUAGCAGAUGACGUGGAGAGGAUCUGUGUCUGCACCACGUACUCUCACGUGUCCCACGGCUCGGGUUCUAGGCCCUCUCCUAUUGCCUCCAUACACCAAGUAACUGGGCCCUAUCAUAUCUUCACAUGGUGAGGAAUACCUUUCAUGAACUAACGCUUUACUUUUUUAGUUUUUCGUCUUACUAGCUCUUUGCUGAUAUCUAUUUUUUUGAGGAAAAAUGUCCUUACUAUGACUGUGAUAUGUGGUUGUCCAACCCAGCUACAGUAUCUUAACUUCAUUUACUGUAAGUCACUCUGGAUAAGAGUGUCUGCUAAAUGACUAACGUGUAAAUGUAAAAUUGGGCCUACGGUCAUAAUAUGUUCGGUGCUUAUUCUGGGCAGGUGUAAAUGUGUGUACACUGCCAGCAGGGCUCAGUAACUAACCAGCCACUACUGUAGCUAAUGUCCUCGGUUCCACUGUCUUAGACUUUACACUGUGGAUGUCUAGCAUCACUACCUAGCAAGAGCAAAUGAAGUGACAUUGUUUAGUUUUAUUUGGACCGAGUUUGGUAAGAGAAAGAUCCUGGUGACCAAACAUAAAACAUCCCUGGCCAGCUGGCCGGGUCCCCACCUCUUCCUCAGUGUGGCUGAACACCUGCAGGAACUGGAUACCAGGGUUUGGGGUCAAUUCUAUUUAAAUUCCAGUCAAUUCAGAAAGUAAUGGCUCGAUUCAAUCCGUAGUGCUGAAGAUCCGUGCUGUAGCAUAAUUUCCAUUUAAAGGUCAUUUUCGAUUGAGCCGACAUAUGCAGCGUUUGCAAUGAAUGCAGUCUCUACUAAAGCAGGAACAUCACCUUUAAAUUUCAAACGCAGUCUCCGCGAACGAUGGCACACUGCCUUUACAUUUAUAUCACGCUGUAGCGCCGAUCAUUAGUGCUACGGAUUGAAUCGGGCCCGUUGAAAAGCAUUAAAUAAAGUUGGAACUCCAAUUGACUGGCAUUGAAAUUAAAUUGACCCUUGCUGGAUA
Molecule: messenger RNA, 3744 nt
Organism: Oncorhynchus keta (chum salmon)
Lineage: Eukaryota; Metazoa; Chordata; Actinopteri; Salmoniformes; Salmonidae
Exons: 2
Coding region: 1814-2746 (310 amino acids)
Source: RefSeq, a predicted model, not a curated record